AUGGAGGUGGCCAUGGGCGAUGAUAGCUCGGGGUGCAGCCUCCGUCGCGUGGCUCGGCGUCCGUCGUAUAUGUACGUGCCUACCUCAAAGGAGCACGCGGAGACAUGGUCUCGCCUGAUCUCCAAGAUCGAGUCUUCCUACAAGGAGGCGCAGCUCCGUCUCGCCGUCGCCGUGCGGGGGACGAAGCGGCCCGCCACGACGCUCCUCGACGCCGGUGUCUGCAUCGGCCUCCUCGACCCUGUCUCCAACAUCAUGGUCAACACCAUCUGCACCUCCGACCGCUGGCCGGAGCCGGACCUCCAAGAAAAGGUCUUAUUGGCCGCCGGCGGCUCCGUCGUCGUCGAUGACGACGAUGAGAGGCUGGACCAGAUGCGCCGCCGCUCCCUGCUGGGUCUCGUCGCCUUUCUAGUCUACUUCUUUCCCUACCUCGCCGAGUGGGAGGCCGUGCGCUACCUGCUCCUCGCCGACGCCGACCUGCUCUGCGCCGUCCGCACCAUCGUCGCCGACCGCGGCAUGUUGCUGCGCUUCUCCCUCGACUCACCCGUGUCCGCCCCGGCCGUCGAGGCGGCGCUCGCGCUCGCUGCGCAGGUCGCCAAGCACCCCGAACCCAACCACCUCGUCCGUGUCUGGAUGCUGCUCUCCUCCCGUCCGCACCAAGCCGCCUUCUCCCUCCUCUCCGAUCAGCAGCACUCUUCGUCUCCCAUCGAGGACGACCUCGAUCGCCGGUGGUUCAAAGCGAUGCUCCAUGACCCCGUGGCUCCCAACCUGGCCAUAUCCUGGGAUCUCGCUGCUUCACGAGCUCCAUACAGCAAUGCCGCCAUUACCAAUAUGCCAUAUCAGCACACCCGAUCUUUGCAAAUGGUGCUCCUUGACACGAUCCAUGGAUUCUACCUGCAGGCGCUUGCCAGGCUACCGUGCGGCGAGCUGCGCUCUCACCUUCACCGCAGCCUGCUCAUGGCCGGUUACUGCUACGGACCCAUGGACCCGGUCUCAAACAUCAUCUACAACACCAUCUGGCACCAUGCCAAUUUCCCAGCAGCAGUCACCCCGGUGCUUGAAGUUAUCGGCCCAAAAAGCCUCACCCGCCUAGAAACCCGCUCCUUCUAUGGGCUUGUCUCCUUCAUCCUGACUCGCUACCAUCAUCUGUCCGGGCACCAGGCCGUGCAGUGUCUGAUCGCUGCCUGUGGUCAGCUGUCCCUUGCUGAUCCUAAGCUCACGAUCAUGUCUGCUGGAGAUGAUCAGGUGGCCAAGGGGGAACAAGAACAACAACAUCAUCACCAACGCCGCUCAUCAGACAGUCAUCAUCUCUGUCACUGCAUGUGGAACCACUACGAUGAAGUCAUCAGAAAUGUGGAGCAGCAAAGCCCAUCUACCAGUGUCCAAGAGGCUUACAUGGCCGCAGCCAUCGCGGCAUGGCAUCCAAACCCUGACGAGCACGCUACAUUCCUUGCUUCUUGGAAGGGAGAUCCGGUGGUGAUGAACCAGCUCACCUCUGAAGAUGUGCACCAUUGGUCUAAGCUUAUGUCUCCAGAACAGCCACCAACUCCUGAACGAGUAUGCAAGUCCGGUUAUCCUGUCAGAUGUGGAAAGAAGCGCUCCCUGGCUCAGCAGAGAAGGGUAUCAAGAAAGGUGAAAGCUGCAUUGCACAAGCACCUGCUGCAGGAUGGGAAACCUGCAUAUGAUCUUCAUAUCAUCUCCUGUGUGAAUGAGGAUGUAUGUGGCCCGGAGUAUUGCGAUGAUAUUGAUGAAUCCCUGUCAUGUGCUCCCUAUCGCUACCUUUACACUCAUGUCAACUUCUUGGCCACUCGGAAGGAUUCACUGUCCAGUGCCUCCUAUCCGACACUCUUCUUUGCUGAAUUUGAUAAUGAAAAGGAGGAUAGUGCACCCCUUGUGUGCUGCCCAGUGCAGGAGCCAAUAGCUUUUGCCGCAUAGCAUGUUCGAUGCCUAUACUGCGAGGCUGCAGGAGCAAGGGUUGUGCAUCCAACUUCUAUGGAAUUCCAUGGAGGAGGCAGCG
Sorghum bicolor (sorghum) is the source of this 2014-nucleotide messenger RNA. RefSeq lists its product as uncharacterized. NCBI's taxonomy places the organism in Eukaryota, Viridiplantae, Streptophyta, Magnoliopsida, Poales, Poaceae. The transcript is spliced from 3 exons. The record is from RefSeq and is a predicted model, not a curated record. The coding region runs from base 1 to 1932 and encodes 643 amino acids.